This is a messenger RNA of Striga asiatica, 318 nucleotides long. NCBI's taxonomy places the organism in Eukaryota, Viridiplantae, Streptophyta, Magnoliopsida, Lamiales, Orobanchaceae. The record is from the annotation of a GenBank genome assembly.
AUGGCUCUUGGAUUUAUACCGAAUCAGCUUCGCAUUUACAGAAAAAAUAGGGUUCGGAAAAGGAUUUCGAAUUUGCAGAGAAAAAUUUGGGACUAUCGAUUUUCAGUUGAAGGAACAGUUGGAUUUGCUGACAUGUAUAUGUUGCCUGAGCCACGUCGUCAACAUCAGAGCCAUGUUGGAUUAAAUGGUCAGACAGGUUGGCAUUGGUCGGCCGGUAAUGUGGUCAAUGCUUGGUCUUGCAAAAUACCAAAAGGUUGGGUAUCGAAUUGCCAAAGUCGCAAAGUGGUGACAGAAACGCAAAAGUCGAAAAGGUCGUGA